Acanthocheilonema viteae is the source of this 246-nucleotide messenger RNA. The record is from the annotation of a GenBank genome assembly. Lineage: Eukaryota; Metazoa; Nematoda; Chromadorea; Rhabditida; Onchocercidae.
AUGGGCGGCGGUCGUCGACGUCGUAUUGAACGGUCCUCUAGUAGUAUUGAUCGUCGUUAUAAACGGCCACGCAACAGCUCGGAACGACAUCGACGGAACGAAUCACGCAAUCGACGUGCCCGUAGACGAUCGUGGAAUAAAAAAAAUUCUGACCAUUUUAAAUCACCCAUCAAAAGUCUGUAUAAUCUCUUCACAGCUAUCUCCAGUAACGGUCAACAUUUUCAAGUGCUGAUUGAUAAGGAGUAA